AUGACGCUGUUCCCAGGCUGCUGGGGAGGUGGGGGGGCCGCCUGCCCCUCACCCACCUGCACCCCCAGCCCCGCGGGACCCCCCGGCGGUGCCGUCCUCGUUUGCCUGUGCCACGGCCACCUCUGCAACGGGAACACCACGGCGACAGGGACAGGGACGGGGACGGGCACGACCUUGGGGCUGGGGGGGCCCCACCAGGGCCCAGUGCCCGGCCAGGGGGGGUCCACGGGGACCCUGUGGCUGUGGGGGGCCGGCCCCCUCCUCCUCAUCCUCCUCACCUGCCUGGGCAUCCUCGGGCUGCGACGGUCAAGGGCCCACACGGGGCAGCCACCCCGGGAGGGCCGGAGAAUCGGGGUCCCCCCAGAGCCCCCCCAGAGCCCGGACCUGCCUGCACUGCACUUCCUGCAGGUGCUGCAGUCGGGGCGAUUCUCGGCGGUCUGGAGGGGGACCCUUCGCCAGCGGCCCGUGGCCAUCAAGGCGUUCGCGGCGGGGGCGGGCGGGCGGUUCGCGGCUGAACGGGCCGUGCACGCCCUGCCCCUGAUGGAGCACGAGAACGUGGCCCGGCUGCUGGGCACGAGGGGCGCCGGGCCCCGCGCCCGCGGGGGGCUGCUCGUCCUGCAGCUCUACCCGGCCGGGUCCCUGCGCCAGUUCCUGGGGCAGCACGUGGGCACGUGGGCGGGCAGCGUGCGCCUGGCGCUGUCCCUGGCCCGCGGCCUGGCCUUCCUGCACCAGGAGCUCUGGCGCGACGGGCUGUACAAGCCCAGCGUGGUGCACCGGGACCUGAGCAGCCAGAACGUGCUGGUGCGGGAGGACGGGACCUGCGCCAUCGGGGACUUUGGGCUGGCGCUGGCGCUGCCACCGCGCGCCCAGGACGGCACCGGGGCACGGCACGUCGUGGCCAUCCGCAAGGCGGGCACCCAGCGGUACCUGGCACCUGAAAUCCUGGACGAGAGCCUGGACCUGCGGGCCUGGGGCCGUGCCCUGCGCCAGGCCGACAUCUACGCCCUGGCCCUGCUGCUCUGGGAGAUCCUGUCUCGCUGCCAGGCCCUCAGCCCCGGAGCCCCUGUGCCAGCGUUCCAGCUGGCCUACGAGGCGGAGCUGGGCUCCAGUCCUACAGGGGCACAGCUCCGGCGCUUGGCCGCGGACGAGCGGCGGCGGCCGCUCAUCCCCCCCGCCUGGCACCAAGCCCCUCAGCCCGGGGGGGCUCUGCCGGAGCUGCUGGAGGACUGCUGGGACCCCGACCCCGAGGCGCGGCUCUCGGCCGAGCGGGCGCUCCAGCGGCUGCAGCGCCUGGCUGCGGGUCCUGCGCCCCCCCCGGGGGACUCCGGCCCGCGACCACCCCCCUUUCGCCAGGUCCCGGAGUCACCCACCAUGUGGAACCCUGGUGCAGGUAUGGGGGGGACACCCCAGAAUGGGGGGGCUGCCUUGACCCCCACUCCUGCCCCCUCCCCUGGGCAGUGACGGGUUGGGGGUCCCCCCCUCAAUCUUUUCUUUCCC
This is a messenger RNA of Chiroxiphia lanceolata (lance-tailed manakin), 1497 nucleotides long. It is a transcript of the gene AMHR2, whose product is annotated as anti-Mullerian hormone receptor type 2. The coding region runs from base 1 to 1461 and encodes 486 amino acids. NCBI's taxonomy places the organism in Eukaryota, Metazoa, Chordata, Aves, Passeriformes, Pipridae. The transcript is spliced from 10 exons. The record is from RefSeq and is a predicted model, not a curated record. Gene Ontology annotation, biological process: protein phosphorylation; BMP signaling pathway; cellular response to growth factor stimulus. Gene Ontology annotation, molecular function: transforming growth factor beta receptor activity; ATP binding. Gene Ontology annotation, cellular component: signaling receptor complex; plasma membrane.